UCUUCAGGCUGAGAGGGGCUCCCAGAGGUUCCAGGACAGUGCAGGCUCACCAUGCUGCCUUGCCUCGCCCUGCUUCUCCUGAUGGAGCUGCCCGUGUGCACUGUGGCAGGUGAUGGUGGAGAGGAACAGACACUCAGCACUGAAGCAGAGACCUGGAUAACUGUGGCCUUGGAGGAAGGCGCUGGCCCCAGCAUUCAGCUCCAGCUGCAGGAAGUGAAGACGGGCAAGCCAAGCCAGUUCUUUGGGCUGAUGGGGAAGCGAGUGGGAGGAAGACUUCUGAUCCAGCCAAGGAGAAAAAAAGUGUAUCAGCUGCAACACACGUUCCAGGGCCUCCUGGGCAAGAGAAGCCUGUCCACAGAAGGCAGAGAGGAUGAGGCCCAAGGUUCAGAGUAAAAGCCCCCACCGCAGACUUCCCAGAGGACAUGGUGCCAGUUCUUCCUACCUGGAUGUCACAGCUGACAAGCCGGCAGGCCAACUCUCUUCUCUGUGUCUCCUGUCCUCAUCGCUGGCACUUCACACAAGGCCCACACUGAACCCACUGGGCUUCUUUCUGGACUCUCGGUGUCAGGCAGCAGUCCUGCAUAAAUGCACAGCUUCGCCGUUGCAAGCUGCAUUGACUGCCCUCCCUCACACUCAGAGCUGGCAUCUCACUGCACAGCAGUGAGACUCACACACUCUGUAUCCUGUGCCUAGCACACAGCAGGCGCUCAAUAAAUGAGUGACCAGUGAA
Messenger RNA from Pongo pygmaeus (Bornean orangutan), 730 nucleotides. RefSeq names its product tachykinin precursor 4 (gene TAC4). Bases 52 to 393 code for a protein of 113 amino acids. Lineage: Eukaryota; Metazoa; Chordata; Mammalia; Primates; Hominidae. Gene Ontology annotation, biological process: tachykinin receptor signaling pathway; positive regulation of cytosolic calcium ion concentration; inflammatory response. The record is from RefSeq and is a predicted model, not a curated record. Gene Ontology annotation, molecular function: substance P receptor binding. The transcript is spliced from 5 exons.